GAGUGGGCGCCCGCCCAGGUGCAGGAGUGGAACGUGGAGCCCCCCCACCUGAUGCCGCUGCAGCCGCCGCUGCUGCCCGAGCGGGCGCACGUGCGGGAGGCGCAGCUCCACUCCGCCGAGGCCUCGCUCUGGACCGUGGUGGCCACGGUGCAGGCGAUGGAGAGGAAGAUCGACCUCCUGGCCACCCGCCUGCUCAGCCUGGAGGGCCGCUCCGGCACGGCCGAGAAGAAGCUCCUGGACUGCGAGAAAACCGCCAUGGAGUUCGGCAACCAGCUGGAGAGCAAGUGGGCCGUGCUGGGCACCCUCAUCCAGGAGUACGGGCUGCUGCAGCGGCGCCUGGAGAACGUGGAGAACCUGCUGAAGAACAGGAACUUCUGGGUGCUGCGCCUGCCCCCCGGCCCCCGGGGAGAGGUGCCCAAGGUGCCGGUGACGUUUGUUGACAUUGCCGUCUACUUCUCGGCGGAGGAGUGGAAGAAUUUGGAGGAGUGGCAGAAGGAGCUGUACAAUAACCUGGUGAAGGAGAACUAUGAGUCUUUGAUCUCCCUGGACGCAGCCCUGGCCAGGAGCGACGCGCAGCCCCGGCUGGAGCGCGGGGAGGUGCCCUGCGUCCCCGAGCAGAGGGACCUGGAGCCGCGGGAGCUGCCGGCGGACGCCUGCGCGGAGCCGCUGAUCUCCACCUCCGACAUCCUGUCCCGGAUCAAGCAGGAGGUGGCGUUCGUGGGGGAGCAGCAGUUCGGGGAGGACCGGGGGAUGCCCGCGGACCCCUGUGCAGGUGCGGACGCCCUGAUCACGGCGCACGACUUCUUGUCGUGGAUCAAGCAGGAGGAAGAGCCGUGCGUCAGGGAGCCCUGGGAGCUGCCGGAGAGGGAAAUCCUGACCGGUCCCGGCCCCGCCGGCGAGGGGCUGAUGGUGAAGACGGAGGAGCGGUGUCCCCGCGCCGAGCCCCCGGAGGAGGUGCUGCCGGGUGCCUCCGCGGAGCUGCUCUUCCCGGGCUCGGGCUUCGGGAGCCCCGAGGGACAGGCAGCGGUGGCCGGGGGGGCCCUGCCCGCACAGCACAGACUGGGCAAAGCCCUGGGUGCGGAGCCAGGGCCGGGGGCUGAGCCGGGGGGGGUCCCGGCAGCGGCGGCACCGUCCGAGGAGCGCCCUCACGGCUGCGCCGAGUGCGGGAAGAGCUUCAGCGGGAAGAAGAGCCUGCGGAUCCACCAGCGGAGCCACGCGGCCGAGCGCCCUUACCCCUGCGCCGAGUGCGGCAAGAGCUUCAACUGCCACUCGGGGCUGGUGCGGCACCAGAUGAUCCACCGCGGCGAGCGGCCCUACAAGUGCGCCGAGUGCGGCAAGUGCUACAGCCGCAAGGAGCACCUGCAGAACCACCAGCGGCUGCACACGGGCGAGCGGCCCUUCGUCUGCGCCGCCUGCGGCAAGAGCUUCAUCCGCAAGCAGAACCUGCUCAAGCACCAGCGCAUCCACACGGGCGAGCGGCCCUACCAGUGCCCGGCUUGCGGCCGCAGCUUCCGCUACAAGGAGUCCCUCAAGGACCACCAGCGCGUGCACGGGGCCGAAGCGGGACCCCCGCCGCUGCCACCCCCCGGAUUGCCCCCCGGGGACUAGGGGACGCCCCCGCCGCGGACUGAUGCCCCCUUCCCCGGGACUUAGGAGGGGGGCCACGCGCCGGCCACGGAGCUUUGUACCAAAUCCGGGCACCCGGCCGGGGGGCGCAGGCAGUGGCGCGACCUGCCACGUGCGUGGGGAGGGGUCCCCCCCCCCCCCCCAGCCCCACCACGGAGGGACGCUCGUCAGCCCCCCUGCCGCUCGCCCCCGCCAGACAAUCUGGGGAUGAUGGCCGGGAGCUGCUGCCUGCCAUGCCCCCCCCUCCCCUCGCCGCUGCCCCCCGCCGCCAUCCCCGCCUGCUGCUCUGCCCCCUCCCUCCGAGCCCCCGCUGCUUAUUUUUACUCCCCGCGCCGUCCCGCUCUGUACAGUGCUUGGGGUGUCGUUUUUGUAUGGACGAUGCAACGCGGAAUAAAGUCGUGCUGGGCUGCAGCGCCUUUGCCCCA
Oxyura jamaicensis (ruddy duck) is the source of this 2051-nucleotide messenger RNA. RefSeq names its product zinc finger protein 282-like. The record is from RefSeq and is a predicted model, not a curated record. Gene Ontology annotation, biological process: regulation of DNA-templated transcription. The transcript has 7 exons. Lineage: Eukaryota; Metazoa; Chordata; Aves; Anseriformes; Anatidae. The annotation marks the transcript as partial.